AUGUAUAGAAGGAACUACACACCUCCUCGAGAUCACGAAGAAAGGGAAGAUCGUUGGACACCACUUGCCGCGCCAAUUGAUCACAUCUUCGAGGUUAAUCGUGACAAGGGACUCUUCCGCAGGCCAGCUCCACUAAAUUCCUGGCAAGCCAAGAAUAAGGACAAGUACUGCGAGUACCACGAAUCGACCGGGCAUGAUACCCAUGAAUGUAGACAACUGAAAGAGGAGAUCGAGUUGCUAAUCAAAGAAGGCCAGCUUAAUGAAUGGAUAGUGCGAGAAGCCCGGUCCCGACGGGAUAUCCGAGCCAAGGACAGAAGGGGGCUUGGUUAUACAGGCGAUCAAGAAAGGGGAAAGCAAGAGGACAUCCAGUUCGUUAAGGAGGGAAGCAUUCAUGUCAUCUUUGGAGGACCACAUUUGGCCGGUGAGGGGACCAGGGCUAUGGAGAGAUAUGCAAAGGAAGCGAAAGGUAGGCCCCUUACUAAUAUACAUAAUUUGUCAUCUAGACCGCCUAAAGUCUUUAGAGGCGAAGCCAUUGACAUUACCUUUUCAGAAGAAGAUGCCAGAUGGGUUCACCACCCGCACAAUGAUGCCCUGGUAAUCGCCCUUCGUAUUGGUCCAAUGAAUGUUCAUCGUGUGCUCGUUGAUAACGGAAGCUCUGUCAACAUUCUCUUUUAUGGCACCUACCAGAAGCUUGGCCUCCCUGAUAAGGAUAUGAAAGUUGAGGAUGUCUAUAUCUAUGGAUUUGGUGAGAGGCUGUAA
This is a messenger RNA of Daucus carota subsp. sativus, 759 nucleotides long. RefSeq lists its product as uncharacterized. Bases 1 to 759 code for a protein of 252 amino acids. The transcript has a single exon. The record is from RefSeq and is a predicted model, not a curated record. Lineage: Eukaryota; Viridiplantae; Streptophyta; Magnoliopsida; Apiales; Apiaceae.